AUGACAGCUACAGUAGCUUCAUCUCCCAUUUCAUCGACUGUACAAGAAGUACUCCAUGAAAUGGUUUCAAAAUUACCAAAAGAUAUAUUUGAAAAAAGUACAAGUAAAGCAACUAGAAGAAUAUUAGUAUCAGUUGGUUUAGUCACGGCAGGUGUAGUGAUGAUUUAUAAUUUACCUUGGUACUUGUUGCCUUUGGGAUGGUUGUUUAUGGGAACUGCUUGUUGUGGAUUGUUCUCGGUCGGAUACGCCUGUGGAAAGAACCUGCUCUUCAAGAACCGUGCCAUUAACUACACUGUGGGAACUAUUUUGAUGUUGCCUCUUAUGUACCCUUUUGAGUACUGGAAACGUAGUACUGGAGAGGUACGUGACUAUGUGCGUGACUUGGCCAAGGGUCCAUACUGGUGGUUAAUGUCGCUUCGUCAAUGGGCCACCUCCAACGUUGCUUCAUUGGACAGUCGUCGUAUGCUCUUGUCAGCUGCUGCACUCUACUUGUUUGCCUCGAUCUUUUUGCCGCUGAUGACCUAUGGAUUUGGGUUGUGGGUCCCACGUUUUGUCCAAUACUUGACACAAGACUUUAACAUUGGUGUCAUUCUCGCUCGUCUCCAAACUCAAGCUGAGAACUCGGUCAACGCAGUCAUUGACUUCCCCCCAGCCUACAAGUGGAAAGAAGCAUACCAUGUCCUCAAAAAGGAGUACCAAUUAAAUAUCUCUGAAGAAAACAUCAUGGAUGUUUUACUCAAAGUUGGUCCACUCGCCAAAAAAAUCAUUUGUCCCCAACCUGAACAAGAACAACAACAACAACCAUUAGAAGCACCAAAGAAAAAGAGUAUUUUCGAUGGUAAACCAUGGUAUGAAAAGGUUGUUUGGACAACUACUAUCUUUAUCUUUGCUACACCGUUGUUGUCCAUGUACGGUAUUGCAACAUCGCCAUUCAACUGGAAGACCUAUGUCACUGCAUUUUGCAGCUACUAUAUUGCCGGUAUUGGUAUUACUGCUGGAUACCAUCGUCUCUUCUCGCAUCGUUCCUACGACGCUGUCUGGCCCGUCCGUGUCAUUCUCACGUUGAUGGGUACCACUGCCUUUGAGAUGAGCGUGAUUGACUGGUGUCACGACCAUCGUGCUCACCACCGAUUCACCGAUACCGACAAAGACCCCUACAAUGUCAAAAAGGGGUUCUGGUGGGCACACAUGGGAUGGCUCAUCUUUAAGCGCGAGGAAGAACCCGAUGCCGAUGUGACCGACCUCAAGAACGACUGGGUACUCUACUACCAACACAAAUACUAUACCCCGCUCUCCUUGUUCUUUGGUAUCUUUUUGCCCACAUGGAUCUGCGGUCACUAUUGGGGUGACUGGCGCGGUGGCUUUUUCAUCGCUGGUAUUGCCUCCAAGGUACUCAUGAUGCAAUGCACUUUCUGUAUCAACUCGCUUGCCCAUUAUCUCGGUGAAGCCACCUACACUGAUCAAAAGUCGCCUCGUGACUCUGCCAUCACCUCACUUGUCACCUUUGGCGAGGGUUACCACAACUUUCACCACGAAUUCCCAUACGACUAUCGUAACGGUAUCCACCACUCGGCCUACGAUCCUGGUAAAUGGUUGAUUGGCUUCUUGUCGUGGUUUGGUCUCUCGUACAACCUCAAGCGUUUCCCAGCCGAACUCUUUGAAAAGGGCAAGAUCCAAAUGGCCGAAAAGAAGGCUGCAGACGCCCGUGCCAAGCUCUUUUGGGGAAAACCACUUGACCAACUCGACAUUAUCGAUCGUGAAACCGUCAAACGUACCUGUGCCGACAAGGGUAAGAAAUGGAUCAUCAUUCACGACAUUGUCUAUGACGUAGAAGAAUUCCAAGCCAAACAUCCAGGUGGCGUCCAAUUCAUCAAGGAUUAUAUUGGUAAAGAUGCAUCAAAAGCUUUUGAUGGUCUUGUCUAUAACCAUUCCUUUGCUGCUAGAAAUAUUCUAGAUACUUAUCGUAUUGCUAAAUUAAAAUAA
Cavenderia fasciculata is the source of this 1983-nucleotide messenger RNA. Its product is annotated as delta 9 fatty acid desaturase. The transcript has 3 exons. Lineage: Eukaryota; Evosea; Eumycetozoa; Acytosteliales; Cavenderiaceae. Gene Ontology annotation, cellular component: endoplasmic reticulum membrane. Gene Ontology annotation, molecular function: stearoyl-CoA 9-desaturase activity; iron ion binding. The coding region runs from base 1 to 1983 and encodes 660 amino acids. The record is from RefSeq and is a predicted model, not a curated record. Gene Ontology annotation, biological process: unsaturated fatty acid biosynthetic process.